ACUAGGUUUUCAUCCAAUAUUUUCACAGGCGAAUCAAUUCCUAAAAACAUUUCUCACAUUCUUAAUUCGUUGUUUUCACAUUCAUCGGUUCAAAGAGCAUUUUUUCUGGGCAUUUUCCAGACUCUCGAAAUCAACGAAACACGGCAAAUCUGAUUGCUCAUUUUAGGGGGCUGUUUUGGGUGUUGAAGCUAGUCUCCGGGUUCGGGAUUAGCCGGGAGAGAGCGGCUGAUCGGAGGGAUGCUCGAUCAGGCGAAGCUAGACGACUUGCUGGUGUUCGGCGGCGGUGGCGACGGAGGCGGAGGCGGAGUGUAUGAUGUGAAUUUGGUGGUGAGGUUGGUCAGAUUGUUCGUGUAUGAUAACAUGUCAAUGGAGAGGAUGGUGAAAGUAGGGUUUCUGAUUGAUAUGUAUUUGGGGGAGAUUGGGCCUGAUCCUACCCUCAGAUUCACUAAGUUUCUUGUUGUUGCUGAGAGUUUGCCUGAUUGUGCAAGGGAUUCUUUUGAUCAAGUUUAUAGAGCAAUUGAUAUAUAUCUUCAGAUAUUGAAUCGUCUCCUGGCAAUGAGGUCGUGGUACCAGGCUACUAAGAAGCGCAACACAGUUAAGGUAUCUAUGAAGAUAAGGCAGUCGGAACGGUUUAGGAAUUUGGCAGCUCCUGUGAAGAUGGGUGGUUCGAAAGAUCAGUCCAUCGAGCACGAAUUGGUAAAACAUAAAACUAUUAGGAUGGGUUAGCAAGUGUUGAUGGUUUCAAUGCCAACAUGACGUUGAUUGGUUAUUGAACUACUACGCAUUUUAUUAUUAUAGUUAUGGAUUUUGUCAAUAUAUUUUGACAUGUUUGCGUAUAAAAGGUUUUUAACCUUUUUAUGAUGAA
Salvia miltiorrhiza (redroot sage) is the source of this 865-nucleotide messenger RNA. Its product is annotated as BTB/POZ domain-containing protein At3g19850-like. Bases 238 to 726 code for a protein of 162 amino acids. The record is from RefSeq and is a predicted model, not a curated record. Lineage: Eukaryota; Viridiplantae; Streptophyta; Magnoliopsida; Lamiales; Lamiaceae. The transcript is spliced from 5 exons.